Protopterus annectens (West African lungfish) is the source of this 8771-nucleotide messenger RNA. RefSeq names its product RAB3A, member RAS oncogene family (gene RAB3A). The coding region runs from base 145 to 873 and encodes 242 amino acids. Gene Ontology annotation, biological process: regulation of exocytosis; regulation of synaptic vesicle fusion to presynaptic active zone membrane; protein secretion. The transcript is spliced from 6 exons. NCBI's taxonomy places the organism in Eukaryota, Metazoa, Chordata, Ceratodontiformes, Protopteridae. The record is from RefSeq and is a predicted model, not a curated record. Gene Ontology annotation, cellular component: plasma membrane; endosome; axon. Gene Ontology annotation, molecular function: GTP binding; GTPase activity.
CAAACGCCAAUCAGCCGACGUCACUGGCUCUGCUGCAGGUGCAAGAAGAGAAGUGCUGCAUUGGUGCAAUUGGAGCUCUGAAAUAAAUAAUAAACAAGCUCAAAGGGAGGAACAGAGUCACCUAAUAGAAGAGAUUAGGGAUGUAUGCUGCCUGAGGAAAGCUUUAUUGUAUGGCAACUCCUUCCAGAGAAAGUCUGCACUGAUUUAACUAUGGCAUCGGCUACAGAUUCUCGCUAUGGACAGAAGGAGUCCUCAGAUCAGAACUUUGACUACAUGUUUAAGAUUUUGAUAAUUGGCAACAGCAGUGUUGGAAAAACAUCCUUCCUGUUUCGAUAUGCUGAUGAUUCCUUCACACCUGCCUUUGUCAGCACAGUUGGAAUUGAUUUCAAAGUAAAAACUAUAUACAGAAAUGACAAACGGAUUAAACUCCAAAUAUGGGAUACAGCAGGCCAGGAGAGGUACCGAACAAUAACGACAGCAUACUACCGAGGUGCUAUGGGUUUUAUUCUCAUGUAUGACAUCACAAACGAAGAGUCCUUCAAUGCCGUGCAGGACUGGUCGACCCAGAUUAAGACAUACUCUUGGGAUAAUGCUCAGGUACUUCUGGUCGGGAACAAAUGUGACAUGGAGGAUGAACGGAUUGUAGCAUCUGAGAGGGGGCGACAGUUGGCUGAUCAUCUAGGUUUUGAGUUUUUUGAAGCCAGUGCAAAGGACAACAUCAAUGUGAAGCAAACCUUUGAACGACUGGUCGAUAUCAUCUGUGAGAAAAUGUCUGAAAGUCUCGACACUGCAGAUCCAACUCUUACUGGAGCCAAACAGGGACCCCAGCUCACUGAGCAGCAGGGCCCACCCCAGCAGGACUGUGCAUGCUAGAAGGCAUGGAUGCAUUUCAGCACCUACUCAGUAUCACAAUCCUGACAAUGUAAUCAUGUGUACAAGCGUCCACUCAUUGUUCUAUGUAUCAAGUAAAGGCAGACCAUUUUGCCCCCUUUAUUACAAAUGAUGAGUCUCCCUUUUUUUUUGUCCAGACUUGAGUAGGGAAACAAGAAUACUGCACAGAAAGUGCAUUAGGUUUUUUUUAAGCUAAUAGAGUCAAGUGAGUUUAGAAAUUGUGAACCUAUCUUAAUACUUCUGUUGACCUGACUGAGAUGCAAACAAUUGUAACAUUCAUCUUUUAAUCCCUGUGCAUUGUUAGAGGUUACUGUUGCCUUCUUUUGACGUUUGUACAUCAAAGUCUUGUAGUUUAGAUAAUUAGGUUUGAUUCCAGAAACCGAUUUUCUUGUUUACUGGUAUUCAAAGAGCUUGUGACACAUGGGAAACUUGUAUCUGGUCUAUAGUUGUCAGCUCUCCUAUCUUUUUUUUUUUUUUUUUUUUUUUUUUUAAUUGUUGCAAUCAUGUCUGUAGAACCCGGCUUGUUGUAGAACAGACCCAAACAUUCUUCUGCUACAUUUAAUCACAUGACAGAAUCUGUGGCUUAUGUCAUAAAAAUAAGCACACUGCCAAUAGCACCUUAUUCAUUGGACUGCAGUACCACACUUAGGAUCAGAUUAUCUGGUAGGACAAAGGCCAUGUUUCAACAACUCCCUUCUUAAAUGAAGGGUAUAGAUAAAUGAGGGGAAAUGUAGGACAGUUGAUGUUGCACUUAAAUUAUUCAUGUUUUCUCAUUGGUGUCAUAGGUAAUUAAAAGAUAUAUAAAUCACUGCCUACAGUAAUGCCGGUCAUACAAAUAAAACAGUGAAGGAGAACCAUUUAAUAUACGGCAAGCUAACUUUAGAACAGGGUUCAGCAUGAUGUCUUAAUGCAUUUUCAUGCACCAAGUUAAAAUAUCAGUAAAGAACUUUCAGUGAUAACUCCAUUUUGCUCCUGAUUUUCUCUGAUGAUAAGUUUCUUUCCUUGUAUUGUUUUGUUAGUUCAUAUUUAGUACAUAUGUCAAUCACUGGUUGUUGAUCAUGCAUAUGGACCAGGUUCUUCAUUUGCAUGCCUGUAACAUUAUGGGACAACAUGUAACAUGAGCAGUUGCAUGGCUUCAUGGUUGUGUUCUGCAUUUGCUAAUUCCGUGCAAGCAAAGAAGAGAGUACAGUGCAUUUUGGUUGUACUUUUUGAUGGGAUGGAUAACAAGCUGGCCAGCUGCUAUUUACAGUGACUAUAUAUUUUAAUGAGAGAUAGGCCACUAAUACAAACAUUUCUGUAACACGUUUUUGGGGAACAGUCUGAAAGAUGGCCUUAAAGAGGACUGAUAGGCUGUGUAGAUUUUAAUGGAAUGUAUACCUGGACUUCAAGUGAAGCAGAACUGAAAUUAUAUAUAUAUAAAAAAAGAUAUGCUUAUGAAAGUACGAAACACAGCCAGUGUGCGAUUGUGGGGGGGGGGGGGUUCCCUUUUCCGUCAAGUUUGUAUGAGCAUUCAAUAUUCUUGAAAUACUUGUCCCUUCCCUUAUUUCCUUCAGCACUAAUCCCUAGAAUUUAAUAGCUACACUGAGUAUGUGAGCAAAUGCUUGUCAGAAUAGCCUUUCUGGCUAUUUAUUACAGCCAUUUAUUAAAUUAAAUCUUUUCAAACCACCUCAUGAUGUCAUGCUUCACUGAAUGUAUGCAGUGUGAAAAUGUAUUGGCAUCUUGGCUUAAAACUAGGCCUUCACUUGCUUCCCAAACUGUCAUGUAGACAUAUUGAAAAUGCCCUUGAAGGAGAGCUCAUACUCGCCUUGCUUUCGUACAUGCGAUUUUAGCAGGAUUGUGUCACCAGACCUGUACACAUGCUCAGUUUACUAGAAUUUUAGGGUUUGCAGAACUCUGCUUUGCUUUAGUCCCAAGGUAUGUUUCCACAUUAUCCACCCCCACACACAAACCAAAUUGUUUUUAGUAAUUUUUUCAUAUGUUAAAAUAACUAUGAUCCACCCAGUCUAUCAGUUGUAUCAUUUUCAGGGCAAUAUAAUACUAAUCAGUGGAAAGGGCCAGAUACACUGACUUUUUGUUCAGAUGUUUCCAUUUGUUGAGUAUACCUUAAGCAGCUAUAGGUUUUGGUUUCUUUUGGAUCCUUUCUAUAUAUCAUCCACCCUCUGUACUUGAAAUCAACUAAUCAAAAUAAUUUUAUGAUAUAAUGGCUGAAGCUUUUUUGUUUGCAUUUGUCACCUGGAUGGCUGUCAUUUCAAAAGUGUGUUUAUUGGGGGUGGCAGCUAGGCUGGAUACUUACUCGAAAACAUUUCUUUUAAACUUCCCUGCCUCCACUCACAUACUGAGAAGGAACUUUGUUUACCAUUGUCUGAUUUCCACAAAGAUGAACACUAAAAGGGUAAAAAAACUCCACACAGCCUGAUGAUGAAACUUACUUUUUUAUGCAUUUUGUUUCCUUUAAAUUGCAGGACCAGGCAGUAGAGUUAAUUUUAUCAUUAGAUAAAAUUCAGUCAAGUGCUUCACUGUCCAUAGUGUGGAAGUAUAUUAAUUUGUUAAAUAUGCAGUAGCCUGCAUUCAGACACAGAGAAAGAUAGAACUGCAGUUGUUGACCAUUGAUAAACAUCUCUUUGCAGAAAGGGGAAGUUUAGAGGUUAUUUCUGCAGUCCAGUACCUCAUAUGCAAUGUUUAUAAGAUGCAUUUAAAAUGCAGAAAGAGAGGGUGCUCUCCCAUUGUAUCAGAAAUUCUCAUUGUACUUAGGAAGGGGAAACUGACUACUGGUGCUGUUAAUAGCCCUAAUUUUAAGGACGUAGUGUCUCCUUUCGUUGUAUAAUUAACAUCAGCCUGUGGAAGCGGCUGACAUCUGCCUCAGACAGCAUUAAUUUCCACCAGUGUCACAACUAAAGUACCCUCAAAACCAUAAAAUAAGAUAACAUGAAACUGCUUUUUGCAUCAUUGUAGCACGCAUGCAUUGCUUAUUACCUUCUGAGGUAUUCUCAAGAUUUAAAAAAAAAAUGGAAACCGCCAUGGAUUCCCUUUUAGUGUCGUCAUUUUUUAAGUCAAAGAAGCCAAUUAAAUUAUCUAUCCAAGUCAAAGAAACCAAUUAAAAUACCUGAAACAGAUUUUACAGCCCGUUCAAAUUCACUAUACUUGUGUUUAAUAUGGUUUGGGCGUUUUUUGAAUAAUUAACUUUGGACAUAUUUAAAUUGCUUAGUAGAGAAAUUAUACAAUUUAAUAGCAUUUAAAUUAUUUUCCAACACAGUGUGCAUUGGUUCACCUUCCCUUAAAAUGUGCUCAGAUAGUCUUGCUGAAGACUUUCUUACCAUUUUUUAGCACAUUUUCUAUGCAGAGAAAAAUUGACUAGUAACAGGCUACCAUGGAGUAAGUGAGGGCUGCAGCAGAUAGAAAUGUUCAGUGGUACAGCUAGUGUUGCAGAUAUGAGUUCCUGGACAGAAGAGUCAGUCUCUGGGCCUGUCAUAUUAAUAUGGAGACCUCUGCAGUUUAUUUCAAAUAGGCCGGUCUAAAGAGGACAGUGGCAGCUGUUAUGCAUUUUGUAUCUGUCCUACUGUAGUGCAGCACCAAGGGAUCUCCUGCCAAUCUCUGUCCCAACAUAAAACAAACAAGAGUUGUGCAUUGAAUCUGUGAUAAUGAAGUAAAGCAAAAUUAUAUUGCCUUUAAUGAAAAUGUAAAAACAUCCAAUGCAUAUGGGAAUGCAAGGUCUGAAUACAAAGAACAUGGAACGUUUAAAAUAUUUGCUUAUUUAUUUCACUCUUCAGUUUUGAUUUAUGUUUGUUGCUUCAUAACCUUACUGGUUUGGCAGCAUAUUUAUAAUAAAGUUCCUAAAUUUAAUGUUGGUAGUGACUGUAGUGAUCAUUAAAAAUGACUGCAUCCUGCAUGUCACCUUUUUUUCCAGAGUUUCUUUGGACACUCCAUUUAGACUUUUCCAUAUUAUUUGAUGGAUGUGGCAAAUGUGAAUCAUUGUUUACCCAUCUGUGCUAUGGAGAAAUUUGUGGUGUAUAGUGUUAAGUUUUUUUUUCCUUUCUGUGUUCCUUGAAGGGUGAUUCACUGUAGUACAUGUUUUGGCUGAAUUCACUCUCUUUCUCUACUGUCUUCCUCAUUGUAAAUACAGGUUGUAAAUAGAAUUAACAAGUGGUCGUUGUGUGUGUGCUAUGUUCAGUAUUUUUGCUUGAGUUUGUGUAUUUAUUGUACAUGUGUGUUGUAGAUCUGCCUGUAAUUAUUUUAUAUAGAUUAAAAAAGCAAUACCAGCAAGGGUGAAACUGACUGCAAAUCUAGUAGCAAAUUCUCAAGUUUUAAAACCAAAGGUUUGACCAUACUGUGGUGGAUUAUCAUAGUCAAGCAUUUCACAGUUUUGCUAGGUUUUAAAAAACUAGAACUUGAUCAUUAUAACUGUUUUGCUUGUUAAAUAAUGAUCACAAGUCUUGUAUUCAUUCCUCUGUACUUCAUUAAAAAAGGAGCAUGAAAUGUGAUUAUCUAUUUAAGUGGCAGGUAAUUGUUUUAAAUAUAAGAGGCUCCGCUUGUAUUUUUUAACCUUUUUAUUCACUAUAUUGUCAUAUUUGGUCUUCUGAUAUAGAUUCAGUUACCUUUUAAUGCCUUGGAAUAUGCCUUAAAGUUGUGCCCUUUGUUAUAGUGACCAAUCUUUUCAAAUAUUACUUGGGGUUUUAGGAAAAUACUAGGCAAAUAAUCACAGGGACAGACCAGAAGAUGCCUAGCCAUAUACAUCUGUAAGAAGACAAACUUAACAAGUUCUUGGCACCCUUUCCAAGCACUUAAUAGUGCUCCACCUCCCAGGUUGAGCUGGGACUGCUUGAUAACCCUGAUUUAAGGUUAUAUCUACCCAGCUACUCAUCAAGACUAGCCUUAAAGAUAGCCAAAACAGUACUUUGACCUGCAGGGAUAACUUGUUCCAUAGACUAGGAAAAUGUUGAGUUAGGUACCUCUCUCUGCAGUGAGGCUUUUUUAUUUGUUAGGUAGAUGUAACUCCCUAGUGUGGGUGUUUGUCGAAGGUUUUUUGAAGAAUUAGAAGGUCAGGGUCGUCCAUGUUUCAAAAAGUGAGACAUGGGUCAUCGUGCAGCAGUCUGUAAGCUACUGAGUAUAAGGAGAGACAUUCUAAUUGAUGAGUAGUUGAGAGAUUUAAGCCCAUUCAUUCCUUUGUUAAAUUGGUUUUAUGGUGUCUGUCCUUAGUAUUUCAUUACGUCUUAGGCAGCACUUUGGAAAUGUAAGUAAAUUUAAGGAAAAAAAAAUAAUUUACAUUGAUAACAUUUCAGGUGGUUGUGAUUUGGUUAAUAAUAGCUUGAAUUUGCAAAUCCCAUUCUGUUAAAUCUGCAAAUGGACAAAUCAGUGACCCUUUCCUGUCUUGGUGAGCUUUGACCCAUCAUCCCAGUGCAAGGAAGAAAAGACCCUUAUCCUCCCCCAUCAUUAACUGUGAGGGUGCCAAAUCUUGAAGGAAGAUUUAUUUGCUGUCAUUGAACAACCCAUUUGUCUGACAAGUUUGACUGAAAGGGCUUCUGUGGAUUGCGAUACUACAGUCUAAUUGGAUACUCUCCCAGGUAUGUUUCAUUAGUUAGCACAUCUGUCACUGGUAGUGUAGCUGUGAUUUUUUGAGGAUCCUUCUAUAUUCCAUGUUCUCCCUUACACAUUCUAGAAGUUUCCCAAUACGGCAGUGAAUGGCUGCUCCCCUGAACAUGUUAUUCCUGUCCUUGUUCCUCCUCUGGAGCUGUGCUACUUUGUAGAUACGUAAUACAUGACAUGGAAUUCUUCUGUGGAGAGAGGAGAACUGUUGCCUCAUGUGUCCUUAGUCUGACCUUUAAUUCAUCGUUGACCUGAAGAUUUGAUUAAUGUAUGCAUGACUGUGGUAUUUGACAUAUAGUGGUAGAUGUAACACCUGCAAUGAGUUUCCUAACAGAUUGCUUUGUUUUUCAGCUUUGUACAUGAUUCUCUUUUUUAUUUGAUUAAUUUUCAGAUUGCCACUGAUGUAGUGUCUUAUUUCCACUGGCUGGGUACCAGAUUAAUCAUUGGUUAGCUGGUCAGAUGAAGACAUAGCAGUGUGUCUCUCAACAGUUACUUAAAGGUCACAGUCUGAUCAGCCAGAUAUGUAGUAACAAAUUAGAGUUCUGAUUUUAAUGUGUUUUAAUGCAUUCCCAGUUGGAAGGACACUGUGGUGUUGAUGCUGCAGUUUGUGUGUCAUUUGUAGAUCUAAAAACAUUUUAAUUUUUUUUUAUUUCUCACUGAGCAUUAUUAGUGAAAGUGUAAAACUUGAUGGAGACUCAGUUAUUUAGAUUUGUAAUAUUCUAAAUAUUGAAUUAUCCCAUAGCCUCCUGAAUAUAUUUGUCCUACAUUGUUUUGUAGUACACGGUGCUUAGUGAUUAUACUCUAGAAUUGGGAAACAACAAUCUUGUAUGCCUCUUUCUGAUAGCAAACAGGUGGAUAACAAGGUUUGUUAUGCACUAAUUAGAUGUGUUUUUCUGCUGUCUGUGUGGCAAAGUUAAAGUUUUUCACAGCUUUUCAAAGCUGUAAAACACUAUGCACCCUUAAUGUUUAUUUUCUGUAAUUAGCAAUACAUUAGAAUGGCUAAAACUCUAUGUACUACAAAGAAUUAUAAUUGGGUCUGGAGAAUUAUAGCUAUUUAGGUAUGUGCUGUUGACAUGGAUGUGAAAUUCACCUCAAGGUGAAUUUCUUUCCAUUUGUGUCUCAAACAUACAACUUGCUUAUGAUCAGAGAAAAGAUUGUAAUGCCCUGUAUUGUGAAUGUGAGAUGGCUCCAUUGAUAAAAUGUAUUUAAGGUAUAUUUUAUUCUAAGUUUUAUUAUUUUUUGAAUGUUCUGUCUCAGUCAUGAGUUUCUAGAAACACUGAGAUUUAUCCAGAGACCUUUGCUGAUGACAUGACCGAGUAUAUUAGCUUGGUAUAGUAACAUUCAUUAGCAGAACCUUAAGUCGGUUAUUAUCUUAUUAAUUGUAUACUAUCUUCUUGUUCAUAUAAAAUAUCCUUAGGAUAAAAUGGAAGAGGAAUUUUAGUAACUGAGACUGAUACUUUUUUUUCACUUUGUCUUCAGAAGUAUAGUGUAAAACAGAAGAGGAUACAAUGCAAAUAAAUCGGUUCACUAUGGAACAGGAAAACUGUCAAUAUGUUUUAAUUUACAUAUGCAACAAAACUAAUCUCCAGGGAACAUAAAUUUGUGUUGUGUGUGUGUGUGUGUGUGUGUGUGUGUGUGUGUGUGUGUGUGUGUGUGUGUGUGUGUCUCAACAAAUGUAUGAUGGAUGUUUUGCUACACAAAAUAUACUGUGUUAUGGCUGACUAGUGGUGUUGAUAUAGGAAAGAGGAAUCAUCUUAGAAUGUCUGGAAUUUUAACUGGAUCGCUAAAACAGAAAACACAGCAUGCUUCUAACCAGAUUAAAAAAAAGAUCCCUGAAAUGAAGAAAAAUCCACCAAAAUUUAUUAAAUUAUUGGUCAUUAAAAAUGGAAGAACCAAGCAGAUGAGUAAAAAUCAUUUCAGAUUCUCUGUGUCAUAAUUUAGACUUUAUGUAUAUGUCAAACUGUACUAAAUUGCUACAAGUCAUCACCCGCGUAUGUCUCUCUGGUAAUAUGCUUUCUCUGAAGAAUGUGUACUCAGUGGAAAACCGUUCUGAAUGAUCUGAUGCAUUGCUUGUCUGUUUCUAGUUUUUUUUUCAGAGCAGUGUGUUAUUUAUUACUAUACAGAUAUAUAAAUUGUUAGAGAUUAUUUUAUUGAAAUUUACCUAUUUAUGUAAUACAUGCGGUAGUUUACACAAUGACUGUAAAAUUAAAGUGUCAAAAUUAUAUGACUUAUAAAGAUUUCCUAAACUGCUAUAUUAAAGAUAUGUUGUGAAGAAAUAAAUUAUUGCCGAUGCACUUGUA